Molecule: messenger RNA, 2449 nt
Organism: Oenanthe melanoleuca
Lineage: Eukaryota; Metazoa; Chordata; Aves; Passeriformes; Muscicapidae
Gene: TNPO3
Product: transportin 3
Exons: 18
Coding region: 1-1971 (656 amino acids)
Biological process (GO): protein import into nucleus
Cellular component (GO): nuclear membrane; cytoplasm
Source: RefSeq, a predicted model, not a curated record
AUGGGGCUGCCGUGCUCUGGGCACACCUUGGCCAGGCCCAGCCCAGCCCUGAGCAGCCCCUGUCCCUGCAGGGUGCUCAACUACUGCCGCGUGUUCACCGAGCUGUGCGAGACCUUCCUGGACAAGAUCGUGUGCACGCCGGGCCAGGGCCUGGGCGACCUGCGCACGCUGGAGCUGCUGCUCAUCUGCGCCGGGCACCCGCAGUACGAGGUGGUGGAAAUUUCCUUUAACUUCUGGUACAGACUGGGGGAGCACCUGUACAAGACAGAUGACGCUGUGAUCCACAGCAUCUUCAAAGCCUACAUCCAGCGCCUGCUGCACGCGCUGGCACGGCACUGCCAGCUGGACUCUGACCAUGAGGGAGUCCCCGAGGAGACCGACGACUUCGGCGAGUUCCGCAUGCGCGUCUCGGACCUGGUGAAGGACCUCAUCUUCCUGGUGGGCUCCGUGGAGUGCUUUGCUCAGCUCUACGCCACGCUCAAGGACGGGAACCCGCCCUGGGAGGUGACAGAGGCCGUGCUCUUCAUCAUGGCCUCCAUCGCCAAGAGCGUCGACCAGGAGAACAACCCGACGCUGGUGGAGGUGCUGGAGGGCGUGGUGCGGCUGCCCGAGUCGGUGCACACGGCCGUGCGCUACACCAGCAUCGAGCUGGUGGGCGAGAUGAGCGAGGUGGUGGACAGGAACCCGCAGUUCCUGGACCCCGUGCUGGGCUACCUGAUGAAGGGGCUGUGUGACCGGCGGCUGGCGUCGGCCGCGGCCAAGGCCAUCCACAACAUCUGCUCCGUGUGCCGCGACCACAUGGCGCAGCACUUCUCGGGGCUGCUGGAGAUCGCCCGCGCCCUCGACUCCUUCGCCCUGUCCCCCGAGGCGGCCGUGGGGCUGCUCAAGGGGACAGCGCUGGUGCUGGCCCGGCUGCCCCUGGACAAGAUCUCGGAGUGCCUGAGCGAGCUCUGCGCCGUGCAGGUGCUGGCGCUCAAGAAGCUGCUGUCCCAGGAGCCGAGCAAUGGCCUCUCCUCAGACCCCACAGUGCCCCUGGAUCGACUCGCCGUCAUCUUCAGACACACCAACCCCAUUGUCGAGAACGGCCAGGUCCACCCGUGCCAAAAAGUCAUUCAGGAGAUCUGGCCGGUGCUGUCGGAGACCCUGAACAAGCACAGUGCCGACAACCGCAUCGUGGAGCGCUGCUGCCGCUGCCUGCGCUUCGCCGUGCGCUGCGUGGGCAAGGGCUCGGCCGCGCUGCUGCAGCCCCUGGUCACGCAGAUGGUGAAUGUGUACCGGGAACACCAGCACUCCUGCUUCCUCUACCUGGGCAGCAUCCUGGUGGACGAGUACGGCAUGGAGGAGGGCUGCAGGCAGGGCCUGCUGGACAUGCUGCAGGCUCUCUGCAUCCCCACCUUCCAGCUCCUGGAGCAGCCCAACGGCCUGCAGAACCACCCGGACACCGUGGACGACCUGUUCCGCCUGGCAGCCAGGUUCAUCCAGCGCAGCCCGGUGACGCUGCUGCGCAGCCAGGUGAUGAUCCCCAUCCUGCAGUGGGCCACCGCCGCCACCACGCUGGACCACCGCGACGCCAACUGCAGCGUCAUGAAGUUCCUGCGCGACCUCGUGCACACCGGGCUGGCCAACGACCACGAGGAGGACUUUGAGGUGCGGAAGGAGCUCAUCAACCAGGUGAUGGCGCAGCUGGGGCAGCAGCUGGUGAACCAGCUCCUGCAGACCUGCUGCUUCUGCCUCCCGCCCUACACCCUGCCCGACGUCGCCGAGGUGCUCUGGGAGAUCAUGCAGAUCGACCGCCCGACGUUCUGCCGCUGGCUGGAGAGCUCCCUGAAGGGGCUGCCAAAGGAAACCACGGGCGGAGCCAUCCAGGUGACACACAAACAGCUCACCGACUUCCACAAGCAGGUCACCAGUGCUGAGGAAUGUAAACAAGUCUGCUGGGCUCUGAGGGACUUCACCCGCCUGUUCCGAUAGCUCCGGCUCCUCGCGGCUCCUGUCUCCCAGGAAUGUCUUUAAGGAGAAGACAGGAAACAGCAACCCAAGAAUGUGUCCCACAAUCAGCCGAGGGCUCUGCCCGCUCCAGCGCGUCCCGGAGCCCGGGAGGAGGGCGUGGUGACCCCGCCCUGCCCGGUGGUCACUCGGGGCUCGGCCACGCCUCGAGCACCGCCCGACCCCGACUGCAGAGCCACAGGAGCCACACGGGUCCAUCGGAUUCGCCCGGCAGCAAAAGAAAGAGACAAAACUCUCUGUGACAUGGAGACAAAAAAAAAAAAAAAAAAAAGAAGGAAAAGAAACAAACAAAAAGCAAACAGUACAAAUUGUUUAGGAAGAUGGGGGGUCAGUGUGGGGGUCGUGGGGCGCUGCCCCCCUGAGCCCACCGUGGCCUGCCUGCUGCCGACUCCCCGAGACGACACGGGCCAGACGGACUCUGCAAAUAGAGAUUUAUAUUUUA